CCGCGGGGCGGCUGCUGCUGCCGGCGGCGGCGGCGGCGGCGGAGGCGGCGGCGGCGGCGGCGGCGGCGGCGGCGGAGGGCGUGUGUGACCGGCCCCGGCCCCCUCCUCCUCCUCCUCCCAGCCUCCCCCCGGCCCCCCGCGCCCGCCGCCUCCCCGGGUCUGCCCCCGCCCCGCCCCUCCGCCGCCCCCGGCCCCUGCACCCCGGCGCGCCCGGUCCCGCUCUGGGGGGGUUGGUGGCUUCGCUUUGCCAUGAGUUUACCGCAGAAACCGGCUCUGAAAUCAGGCUCAGCGGCUGCAGCAGGAACCGGACCCGGCACCGGAGCGGCGGCGGCGGCGGCGGCGGCGGCGGUACCGCCUCCUCACCCGGCGGCAGCGGCAGCGGCCCCUCCUCACCCGAACAUCAGGGCCCUCCAGACCCAGGCGCCCCAACAUGUGAAACGAACCAGCUCCUCGCCGAGAAUUCCUCGAGGACCCGUGCAGCAGCCUCUUGAGGAUAGGAUCUUCACUCCGACUGUCUCCGCAGUGUACAGCACGGUAACACAAGUAGCAAGACAGCCGGGACCCCCGACCCCUUCCCCUUACUCAGCACAUGAAAUAAACAAGGGGCAUCCAAAUCUCGCAGCAACGCCCCCGGGACAUGCAUCGUCCCCUGGACUCUCUCAAACCCCUUAUCCCUCUGGACAGAAUGCAGGUCCAACCACGUUGGUAUAUCCUCAAGCCCCUCAGACAAUGAAUUCACAACCUCAAACCCGUUCUCCGCCCAGCAGAACAGUGCCAAUACAUUGCACAGACAACUGGAAGAGGAGGAAGGUUUUGGAACAGACUCCCGUUUACAGGUCCUUGGCUGGAAGAGGCUGGAUAAAAUACUGCAUUUUUGCAGCGGGGCCUCGACCUGCCCAUCAUCAGGGAGGAUUCAGACCCAUCCAGUUUUUCCAGAGGCCUCAGAUACAGCCUCCUAGAGCUACCAUCCCAAACAGCAGUCCUUCCAUUCGUCCUGGUGCACAGACACCCACCGCCGUGUAUCAAGCCAAUCAGCACAUCAUGAUGGUGAACCAUCUGCCCAUGCCGUACCCAGUGCCCCAGGGCCCUCAGUACUGUAUACCACAGUACCGGCACAGUGGGCCGCCUUAUGUCGGUCCCCCACAACAGUAUCCAGUUCAGCCACCGGGGCCAGGUCCUUUUUAUCCUGGUCCAGGACCUGGAGACUUCCCCAGUGCUUAUGGAACACCUUUUUACCCAAGUCAGCCAGUGUACCAGUCAGCACCUAUCCUAGUGCCUACACAGCAGCAGCCCCCUCCAGCCAAGAGAGAAAAAAAAACAAUAAGAAUUCGGGAUCCGAACCAGGGAGGUAAAGACAUAACAGAGGAGAUUAUGUCUGGCGGUGGCAGUAGAAACCCUACCCCCCCCAUAGGGAGACCCGCAUCGACACCUACUCCACCGCAGCAGCUGCCCAGCCAGGUCCCUGAGCACAGCCCUGUGGGUUAUGGGACUGUGGAGAGCGCUCAUCUUGCUGCCAGCACCCCUGUCACUGCAGCUAGCGACCAGAAGCAAGAAGAGAAGACAAAACUAGAUGCAGUGUUAAAGUCUCCUUCCCCAGUCCUUAGGCUAGUCCUCAGUGGAGAGAAGAAAGAACAAGCAGGCCAGACAUCUGACACUGCUGGAGCAGAACCACUACCAGAGCUUCCUCUGCCUCCGUCACCUGCCUCUGUUUCUCCACUUGCUAGGAAUACAGUUACUUCUCCCAUCUCUGCCGCUCUCAGCAGCCAGCCUGUCUUCACCACUGCAAUAGAUGACAGAUGUGAACUUUCUUCCUCAAAAGAAGAUACAUUUCCUGUACCCAGCCCAGCAUCUUGCAGAGAAACAUUGGAUCCUUCCCCAACAGAUAAAACUGAUGAUGACAUGUUCAAGAAACCGUGUGAUGUAGCUCCUAAUGAUAUUCCACUGAUUGCUAGUACUAACCUAAUAAAUGAAAUGAAUGGACUGAGUGAAAAAUUACCAGCCAUGGAAAGCAUUGUAGAAAUAGAAAAACAGGAAGCAUUGCCAUUGACUCUUGAAUUGGAGAUUCUGGAGAGUACCCCAGAAGAAAUGAAAUUGGAGCAUAUUCCAGUCCCCAUCACUCCAUCUGCAGUUCCUUCCUUUCCUCCAUCUCCUCCAGCUUCUCCUUCCAUUUCAGUCAUCAUUCCUGCUGCUUCCACUAAUAUUGGUACUACUAGUACUCCCACCACAGUGCAGAGAGUCUUAGAAGAGGAUGAUAACAUAAGAACUUGCCUUAGUGAGAAUGCAAAAGAGAUUCCGAACAAAAUUGAGGUAGAAGCAGAUGGACAAACAGAAGAUACUAUGGAUUCUCAGAACUUAAGUUCACGAAAGAGCCCUCUCCCAGCUCAGACAGCUGUAACUGCACCAAAGAUGUGGAAGAAACCAAAAGAUCGAAACCGAACCACUGAAGAGGUGUUAGAGGCAGAAUUGGAGCCUAAAGCUGAAGAGGAGCUUUCAGGUGACAAAGUACUUGAAUCUGAAAAUGAUAAAAUGAGCCAAGGGUUUCAUCCUGACAGAGACCCCUCUGAUCCGAAAAAAGUGAAAGCUGUGGAAGAAAACGGAGAGGAAGCCGAGCCUGUGCAUAAUGGUGCUGAGAGUGUUUCUGAGGGUGAAGGAAUAGAUGCUAAUUCAGGCUCCACUGAUAGUUCUGGUGAAGGGGCCACAUUCCCAUUUAAACCAGAUUCUUGGAAGCCUUCUGAUACUGAAGGCAAGAAGCAAUAUGAUAGAGAGUUUCUACUGGACUUCCAGUUCAUGCCAGCCUGUAUUCAGAAACCAGAGGGCCUGCCUCCCAUCAGUGAUGUUGUUCUUGACAAAAUUAACCAACCCAAAUUGCCAAUGCGAACUCUAGAUCCUCGGAUUUUGCCUCGGGGACCAGACUUUACUCCAGCCUUUGCAGACUUUGGAAGGCAAACCCCUGGUGGAAGAGGUGUACCUAUCUGUAAAGUGCAGAGCAGGCAUGGAUUGCCAAUUCUGGAACAGAGCAAAGCCCCAGCUUGCACUCCACUGGCGAUGUCGCACCCGCCCCUGAAGAGCCUGCCUCUAGGGCUGUUGAACGUUGGACCACGGAGAUCGCAACCUGGCCAGAGAAGAGAACCCAGAAAGAUCAUCACAGUCUCUGUGAAAGAGGACGUCCACCUGAAGAAGGCAGAGAAUGCCUGGAAGCCCAGCCAGAAACGAGACAGCCAAGCUGAGGAUCCUGAAAACAUUAAGACCCAGGAACUUUUUAGAAAAGUUCGAAGUAUCUUAAAUAAAUUGACACCACAGAUGUUCAACCAACUGAUGAAGCAAGUUUCAGGACUUACUGUCGACACAGAGGAACGGCUAAAAGGAGUUAUUGACCUGGUUUUUGAGAAGGCUAUUGAUGAACCGAGUUUCUCUGUGGCUUACGCAAACAUGUGUCGAUGUCUAGUAACGCUGAAAGUACCCAUGGCAGACAAACCUGGUAACACAGUGAAUUUCCGGAAGCUACUACUGAACCGUUGCCAGAAGGAGUUUGAAAAAGAUAAAGCAGAUGAUGAUGUCUUUGAGAAGAAGCAGAAAGAACUUGAGGCUGCUAGUGCUCCAGAGGAGAGGACGAGACUUCACGAUGAACUGGAGGAAGCCAAGGACAAAGCCCGGCGGAGAUCCAUAGGUAACAUCAAGUUCAUUGGAGAACUCUUUAAACUCAAAAUGCUGACUGAGGCCAUCAUGCAUGACUGUGUGGUGAAGCUGCUGAAGAACCAUGAUGAAGAAUCCCUCGAGUGCCUGUGUCGUCUGCUCACCACCAUUGGCAAAGACCUGGACUUUGAAAAAGCAAAGCCACGAAUGGACCAGUAUUUUAAUCAGAUGGAAAAGAUUGUUAAAGAAAGGAAAACCUCAUCUAGGAUUCGAUUUAUGCUUCAGGAUGUGAUAGACUUAAGGCUUUGUAAUUGGGUAUCUCGAAGAGCAGAUCAAGGGCCUAAAACUAUUGAACAGAUUCACAAAGAAGCUAAAAUAGAAGAACAAGAAGAACAGAGAAAGGUCCAACAGCUCAUGACCAAAGAAAAGAGAAGACCAGGUGUCCAGAGGGUAGAUGAAGGCGGGUGGAAUACCGUGCAAGGGGCCAAGAACAGCCGUGUCCUGGACCCCUCAAAAUUCUUGAAAAUUACUAAGCCCACAAUUGAUGAGAAAAUCCAACUGGUACCUAAGGCACAGCUGGGCAGCUGGGGGAAAGGCAGCAGCGGCGGCGCGAAGGCAAGCGAGAAUGAUGCUUUACGAUCAAGUGCUUCCAGUUUAAACAGAUUCUCUGCUUUACAACCACCAGCACCCUCAGGCUCUGCGUCAUCCGCACCUUUAGAGUUUGAUUCCAGAAGGACCUUAACCAGUCGUGGAAGCAUGGGCAGGGAGAAGAAUGACAAGCCCCUUCCAUCUGCAGCAGCUCGUCCAAACACUUUCAUGAGGGGCAGUAGCAGUAAAGAUCUGUUAGACAAUCAGUCUCAAGAAGAGCAGCGGAGAGAGAUGCUGGAGACAGUGAAACAGCUCACAGGAGGCAUGGACAUGGAAAGGAACAGCGCCGACACAGACCGGAGCAAAGCCAGGGAGUCCGUGAAACCAGAAAUUCCAGUGACAUCAGCCUCGGACAAGCCUACCUUGACAGAAGAGGAGAUGGAGAGAAAGUCCAAAUCCAUUAUUGAUGAAUUUCUACACAUUAAUGAUUUCAAGGAAGCCAUGCAGUGUGUAGAAGAACUGAAUGCCCAAGGCCUGCUCCACGUGUUUGUGCGAAUGGGAGUGGAGUCCACGCUGGAAAGGAGCCAGAUCACCAGGGAUCACAUGGGGCAGCUACUUUAUCAGCUUGUGCAGUCAGAAAAACUCAGCAAGCAGGACUUUUUCAGAGGUUUUUCAGAAACACUGGAACUGGCAGAUGAUAUGGCCAUUGAUAUUCCCCAUAUUUGGUUGUACCUUGCUGAACUAGUGACUCCCAUGUUAAAAGAAGGCGGAAUCUCCAUGAGAGAACUUAUCACAGAAUUUAGCAAACCUUUGCUUCCUGUUGGAAGAGCUGGGGUCUUGCUUUCUGAAAUAUUGCACCUUCUAUGCAAACAAAUGAGCCAUAAGAGAGUGGGAGCCCUGUGGAGGGAAGCUGGCCUGAGCUGGAAGGACUUUCUACCAGAAGGAGAAGAUGUACAUAAUUUCCUCUUGGAGCAGAAGUUGGACUUUAUCGAGUCUGACAGUUCCUGUUCCUCUGAAGCACUUUUGAAGAAAGAACUCUCUGCUGAAGAGCUAUAUAAGCGACUUGAGAAGCUCAUUACUGAGGACAAAGCAAAUGAUGAACAGAUCUUUGACUGGGUAGAGGCUAAUUUAGAUGAAAGCCAGAUGAGUUCACCUACAUUCCUUAGAGCUUUAAUGACAGCAGUUUGUAAAGCAGCUAUCAUAGCUGACUGCUCUACCUUCCGAGUGGACACUGCUGUGAUCAAGCAGAGAGUGCCGAUCUUACUUAAGUACCUAGACUCCGAUACAGAGAAGGAGCUACAAGCACUUUAUGCACUACAAGCAUCCAUAGUAAAACUUGAUCAACCUGCCAAUCUGCUGCGGAUGUUCUUUGAUUGCCUGUAUGACGAGGAGGUGAUCUCCGAGGACGCCUUCUACAGGUGGGAAAGCAGCAAGGACCCCGCGGAACAGAACGGGAAGGGUGUGGCUCUGAAAUCUGUCACCGCGUUCUUCACGUGGCUGCGGGAAGCAGAAGAGGAGUCUGAGGACAACUGAAUCUUCAAAUACACAAAAAAGAAACAAAAGAAACAAUUUAAGUAUUUUUUUAAAAAGUUUCACGUCUUCGCCAAUCACAGUGCAGCAAGGCCAAUUCUCGCAGGAACCCCCACGAGUGCACGAGUGGGAUAGGGGAAAGAGAACAAAGGUGAUCAUGGAGGAAAAAGGUACUGGAAAAAAGGCAAACUUCAGACCUGAGGGCGGGGGCACUAAAACCAAAAUACAUGUAUUAUUUAUAGAAAAUAUUUUGUUUUAAUCUUUUCUUUUUAAACAAGGACUCAUACUUUAAAAAACACAUCCGUUUAGCAAAAAGAAAAAAGAAAAAAAAGUUGAGAACUUUUUAAUUUAUUUUAAGGACUGCAAAUGUCAGUGUAAUUUUUUAAUUUGCAGUUUCUGUAUAAUACAAACAACUUGUAUAAUAGAAAAGCAGAGAAAUAAAUUUCCCUCCCCUUCA
Messenger RNA from Sorex araneus (European shrew), 6208 nucleotides. RefSeq names its product eukaryotic translation initiation factor 4 gamma 3 (gene EIF4G3). The record is from RefSeq and is a predicted model, not a curated record. Bases 250 to 5754 code for a protein of 1834 amino acids. The transcript is spliced from 38 exons. NCBI's taxonomy places the organism in Eukaryota, Metazoa, Chordata, Mammalia, Eulipotyphla, Soricidae. Gene Ontology annotation, molecular function: translation initiation factor activity; protein binding; mRNA binding. Gene Ontology annotation, cellular component: eukaryotic translation initiation factor 4F complex.